Paramuricea clavata is the source of this 7573-nucleotide messenger RNA. Lineage: Eukaryota; Metazoa; Cnidaria; Anthozoa; Malacalcyonacea; Plexauridae. The record is from the annotation of a GenBank genome assembly.
CAGGUUUUGUUGAGUAACUGCACUCUGAUAUCAUUUAUGGUUGCUAAGAAUUCUGGUGACGUGGAAAAGAUAUUCAUAGAUAAAUCCCUGUGUGGCAAACUCACAGACAAAAUUAAUGCAGGUGGGCUCUGUGUGAGGUACAUUUCAUUUUCCUGUUGGGUGGAACAUAGUCUUUCAAAACAUGGUUUGGAAACUCCUCUAAAGUCUUCGUUCUAACUUUUUGUUCGCGUCUAUGCACAUUGUAUUUCAGUAUAAUGAACGAAUCAUCCAAUAGCAACGUUUCAGUCAGUCAUUCAACUAUGCUAUUUAAAUAUUAAUAAACCUAAAACAAUGGAUGUGCACGGUGUAAGGUACGACUCAACAUAAACACACAGCUCAUUAUAACCGCUUUGAAGUUUACUGACUUUCCAGACCAUGUCUCGAAAGACUAUGGGUGGAAGCAACGAUCAGUCACGAUAAACUAUGUUUUGCUGUAGGUGUCUGGGCUGAGGAUUUCAUGUUGCUGUCAUUUUGUGAUAAGUCAAAAAUCUGUUGUAUCAACUUUGCUCGCAAGCUACCAACAGAUUUCAGGAAGCUUGAGAAAUUAGCAGCGUUAGAACCCAAGGUGCGUCUUUAGCCAAGGUGACUUCCUUUCUGAGAACAUGUAUUCACCAUUAAGCUGCCAUAACUAUUUUUUCAGAUUAGUUUUAUUGACCUGCCUGGUCAAGUGGGGGGAAGGCUGAAUCGUUGCCUGAGCUUGAACACAAGUAAAGACAUGGUCUCUAUAUGGUGGUCAUUAGCGAGUGAGGAGGCCUGGCCUUGGUCCCCUGUGGCUGGAGAUAGAGCAAGAGCCAACGUAAUUCUCAUUGGUGUAAAGGGGUAAGAAUUAGUCCCUGCACUGAGGACCAACAAUUUGAAGUUUAGACAGUGAGAAUUUAUCGCAAAGGACGUGUAUUUCAAGACCACUGUCUACACUGAGAACCAACAAUUUGAAGUUUAGACUAGUGAGAAUCUGCCACAAAGGACGUGUAUUUCAAGACCACUACCUACACUGAGAACCAACAGUUUGAAGUUUAGACUGGUGAGAAUCUACCACUGACAAAGGACGUGUAUUUCAAGACCACUACCUACACUGAGAACCAACAGUUUGAACGUAUGAUAUAUUGUAUGGCUAGUAAGAGUCUGUCACAAGGGGGGGGGGGGGUGUAAUUGGAACUAAAGUUUUGGAAAACCGGUUUUAUGUUAACCAAGAUAAUAAAUUUGUUUUAGCGGGAAAUUUGACGUGUUGGCUUAUUUACGUACGGAAUGCGAUCCAAUACACGCCGCAUUCAGGUAAAAUGUGUUCAAUUCAAUCUGCAAUAUCCCGUUGCCUGAUUAUAAUUUCACCUCAGUCACGUGUGAGAAGAGUGCUUCCAGUUUGACUUUACCAAACAUUGGUUUUCUCCGAGAACUCGGGUUUCCUCCUGUAGUAACACUGGAUCAAUAAGAGAUAAUCCUUGCUGGACCGGCCUCUACUUUAAGGGAGAACAGUUUAGAACUGAUGCAACUAUCCAGUAUAAAUAAAGUUGGUUUAGUUUAGGUUUCCUCCUGUAGUAACACUGGAUCAAUAAGAGAUGAUCCAACGCCUCUCAAUUUAUUUUUUUUAGUUGUCAAAACCCACAUCACAUUCUUACAAUUGAAUCCACACCAAAGAAUGAAGGAGAUAAUACGAUCGAUAGUUGUGUUUACGAAUUUUACAAGAAUGGCGUAAGGAAACUAGUUAUAAGUUCGUGGAGUCCAGCGUAGAUAAAUGAUGGAAAGAUAAAACUCCGUCAGUUGAAACGUCGAAAUUUUUUUAUCUUUUCAAAACUGUUCAGACACAAACCGCUGUAGCUUAUUCUCAGAGGUUUACGUACAAAAAUAGCGGAUUGAUAUGACUAUUCCUUUUAAUUUUAGGUGAAACGAGUUAGUGCAACGUCUAUUUCAUUGCAAGGUAUAAACAUUUUAUCGCAAACUUCUCAACGGUAAGAAGUGGUUUAAUAAAACGACAUAAAUUGUCAUUGCAGCUGCCGUUUCAUGUGUGGCUUGGAAUAAUGCAGAGGACAAACUUUUACUGGGCUGUAAAGACAAGAGUUUGGUAAGCUGUUAUGCCAUUGGUGGAUCUUGGUAACCGUUACCGCCAGAAGAUGCUGGUGAACAUCAGAAAUCUUCACACUUGUAGCAGAUGGCAAAUUCAAUCAACUACAUCUUUCAAUUAUAUUUAUUUCCAACCAAACACGAGACUACUAAAUAUAAUGAAAAGAAUGAACAUCGUUUCCUCACUCUGAUAACUGCAGGUUCACCAUCAUCUGCUGCGCGAUAGUGCUUAAAAAAACCUCCCAUGACAUGAUAGAGUAUUUGAAAUCGACUGUUGGUUUUGUUUUCCUAGGUUGUGUACGAUUGUCAUAGACUGGUGACACAAAGAAGAAAUAUACCUUUUGUAUGUAUUGUUAGUUUAUUCUUUGAACUUUAUAAAUUGAAAUAAUUGAUGCCAAUGUGAACAAGCUGUCCAGGACAGCCGGGUUGGGUCACAGAGGUUUCACUUAAAAUGUCUUAAAUUUCAUGUUCCUAGGUUCCAUCUGAAAUAACUUGGCAUCCAGCCGGUUCAGUUGUCUUUAUUUUUAGUCUACAAGGCGAUAUCCAGGUACUAGGCAGUGUUAGUCGUACUACAAUAGUUUGUGGGGAGAAAAAGAACAUUCAUUGGAACAUUGCUUUUUGUAGGUUUUUGAUAUGGCGUUGGCACCAGUUCUCCUCCAACUUGCUGGCGAAGAUCAAAAUGAAUCGCGAAUUUUCCGAAUGUCCGAAUAUUUUAGGUCAGUUUUGAAGGUAACAGUUUAGAACUGAUUAUCACUGGAUCAAUAAGAGAUGAUCCUUACUGGACAAUUAGGGAGAACAGUUUAUAACUGAUAGAGCUAUCCAGUGUAAAUAAAGUUAGUUUAGAUCAGGUUUCCUCCUGUAGUAACACUGGAUCAAUAAGAGAUGAUCCUUACUGGACCUCUAGGAAGAACAGUUUAGAACUGAUAGAGCUAUUGUCACGUGUAAAUAAAGUUAGUUUAGUUCAAGUUUCCUCCUGUAGCAACACUGGAUCAAUAAGAGAUAAUCCUUACUGGACCUCUAGGAAGAACAGUUUAGAACUGAUAGAGCUGUACAGUAUAAAUAAAGUUAGCUUAGUUUAGGUUUCCUCCUGUAGUAGCACUCGAUCAGUAAGAGAUGAUUCUUACUAGACCUCUAGGAAGAACAGUUUAGAACUAAUAGAGCUAUCCAGUAUAAAUAAAGUUAGUUUAAUUUAGGUUUCCUCCUGUAGUAACACUGGAUCAAUAAGAGAUGACCCUUACUGGACCUCUAGGAAGAACGGAAAACAAUUUAGAACUGAUAGAGCUAGUUAUCCAGUAUAAAUAUUCAUGUUUCACUGGCUAUGUGUAAUUUGCCUUUCAGAGAUAUUAAACUGUCCCAUGCAGUAUGGUCAUGUGACAGCCCUCUCAAUUAUGUAAGUGACGGUGACGUGGCUUGCAGUGAUAAUAUGUUCAUGGUGUUUCAAGAUGGGUAAGGAACAUCGUCAAGUACUCAGUGUUUUUGAGAAACCAUGCUAUAAUUGUGAUCAACCUCUGUUGAAAAAAAACUUGGAGGUGUAAACCAGUCGUCUUGUAUAUUCUUGUUUUCAAUAUAGAGGCUUGCUGUGUAACUUCAGGAUAGAGCUGGGCUCACUGACUCUUGGUCGCAUUGGACCUCGAGAAAUUAUUGAAGAAUACAUUAAACACAACCAAGCUGAACAAGCUGUGAAUUUCGUCAACAGUAUAAACUGGAAUGAUGAUGGCAGUUCUUGCUUUGCGUGUCUCUCUGCUGUGAUGAAUUAUUUAUUGAAGUUUCCACUGACUGAUAAGAGGGAAGGUUAGUCUUGGGGUUUGGCCGUACAGUUGUUAGUUCCUGUGCAUAAUUUCACUUUUCUGACGCGGAUUUAAUUGCUGCAAUGUGCUGUUGUCCCAUUAUAAUUUCACCUUAGUGAGAAGAGCUCUUUCACUCUGCCAACACUGUAGGUUUUCGCUAGGUCUUUAGGUUUCCUCCUGUAGUAACACUGGAACAAUAAGAGAUGACCCUUACUGGACCUCUAGGAAGAACAGUUUAGAACUGAUAGAACUAUCCAGUAUCAAUAAAGUUUGUUUAGUUCAGGUUUCCUCCUGUAGUAACACUGAAUCAAUAAGAGAUGAUCCUUACAGGAUUCUAAGAAGAACAGUUUGCAAGAGCUAUCCAGUAUAAAUAAAGUUAGUUUAGUUUAGGUUUCCUCCUGUGGUAACACUGGAUAACCUUACUGGACCUCAAGGGAGAACAGUUUAGAACUGAUAUAAUAAAGCUAUCCAGUACAAAUAAGGUUAGUUUCUUACUUAUCUAGGUUUACUGGAAGAAACUUUGGGCUGUUUCUACACACCUUCCAGGCCGAUCAACGAUGUAGUUGUUCUCCAGUAUCGUGAACCAUUAAGUCGGUGGUCGAGAAGAUUUUUCUACCAUCUACUGAGGUAAUCCUCAAUCAUUUUGAGCCCUUCAUUUACUUAGGAGAAUAUUAGGUUGUCAUGGUUGACAGCACCCAAUAGUUACUUGAAAAUACUCAGGUCUUCCCUUUCGUUGCUCCUAAUGUUCGUAUCGUUCUAGGUAUAAAAAGUUUCAGAAAGCGUUCAUGCUUGCGGUUGAUAUUGGGGCUGCUGACUUAUUUAUGGUAACUAUGUUGUUUCUGGCGAUGGUGAUGGUGCUGAUGGUGAUUAAGUGAUCAUGAUUGUGGUGAUGAUGGUGAUGAUGAUGGUGAUGAUGGUGGUGAUGUUGAUGAUGAUGAUGAUGAUGGUGGUGAUGAUGAUGGUGGUGAUGAUGAUGAUAAUGGUUGACGCUGUCAUUGCGGCUGUUCAUUGGUAUUGUUGUCAUAAAUUAUAAUCGCAUUCUUCAAUUGUUAUUCUAGGAUAUUCAUUUUGUAGCGCUGGACGCAGGAAAUAUUGCACUAGCGGAGAACGCGAAAAAUAAAGCCUUAGAAAUUGACAGUGAGCUUCUGUCAACUGGUAAGUUUGUCUGAUAAUAAUUUUAUCUCGGUCCUAUGCGAGAAGAAUGCUUCCAGUUUGACUCUACCAACCAUCUCAUGUUUCCUCUUGGUACUCUGGUUUCCUUCUGUGGUACCACUGGACAGAUAACCGAUCACUAAACCUGGAACAGUUUAAAACUGAUAUAUCCAGUAUAAAUAAAGUUUAAAAUUUUUAGCAUAGUCAAUUCUGAGAGUACGGGGAAGGCUUCACUCUAAACAUUUCAAGAGAAAUAUUUCGUUUUGUAGAAACAGACAGUUCUUCGGGUGUCGAAGAUGAUGACUGUAUCUCAAUUGAAGAAGAGAAUAACAGAGUUGAAAAUGGUUCUUUGAACAGAGCAGGAUUGAAUAUUCUGGCUAACCAGUUCGAAAACGGAAAUAACACGCACGAUUUUGUAGAACAGAAUGCAGUCACUGGUCAAAGUGAAGUUGCCGAAGUGAAUGGCGAAGCAGAGUUACCAGAAAACCAACAAAACAGUGCCAUGGUUUUGCCUCUAAAUACGAACAUCACACAAAAUCCUAACGUCUGGGUCCGUGCGAAUAUUCUGGCUAACCAAUAUGAAGACGGAAAUACCACGCAAGAUUUUGUAGAACAGAAUGCAACCACUGGUCAAAGUGAAGUUGCCGAAGUGAAUGGCGAAGCAGAGUUACCAGAAAACCAACAAAACAGCACUACGGUUUUGCCUCUAAAUACGAACAUCACACAAGAUCCUGACGUCUGGGCCCGUGCGAAUAAUAUUGGUUAGUGUACAUACUGACCCGUUUAAAGGAUGAUUUGCACUACACAACGUUUUGGCUGAACCUGUUACAUGCAACCUGCUUGCAACUUCAGGUUGUACUGAGUAAAUCAAGCAUACUGUGUUGUCAUGGGUGACUUUUGUGUUGAUUCGCACAGUACAACUCAAAUUGUGAGCAGGUUGCAUGCGACAGUUUUAGGCAAAAGUUGUGAGUGUAAAUUGGCCUGUGACCGUGGUUAAAUUCCUGCCAUUUGAUGUUGGGGAAUUUCAGGCAUGUCCUGGGGAAUUCCUAGUUCGCUGGUGUUCACAGUAAGAAGAGUUAUGAUUUUUUUUCUAUGUUGGUAUUAUGUACUCAGGUGAAUAUGAUGUUUGUGGUGUUACUCUGAGUGUAACCUGACCGCGUAGCUCAGUUGGCAGAGCAUUGGGCUAGUAUCCAAAGGUCGUAGGUUCGAUUCCCACUGUGGCCAGGCAUAUUUUUCAAGCCUGUCCGGUGUGGAUAUACACUCAGAGUAACAUCACAAACAUUAACUAAGAAGAGUUAUCAACCACAAUGCGUUUUGACCCGUCUCUAGUAGACAGAACCAUUGCUCACUUUAUAUAAUCAUAAUAUUUUCUUUUCUAGAAUUGGAAACAACAGAAAACGAUGGAGAAGAAGUAAUAUAUCUUUAAUUUUUCCAGCAGUAGGAUUCUUCUUAAAGUCACAAAGUAAAAUCAAUUAACGCAAGUCCUAAAGCAUCCCAACUGAGCUGAGAUGACGGAAUUGAAAGUGCUUACAAUUAGCAAUGUAAAUAUCAUUAAAAUCCUCUAUUUAUUCGUUCUUAAAAGAUGGCAAUGUUUUGACUAAUGUCUUUAAUCAUUUCUCCAGUCAAUUCUUUCACUGCUGAAGUAUCACUCGUUUCAAAGCCACAUGAUAUUUCCGACAUUUCAUUCAGAUCAUUUUCAAAUUCAUUUUCAGAACUAUCAUCCCCUUCUUCUUCUGCUAUUCCUUGCUCACAUUGUUCUAUGGAGGUCCCGUCGUCGAAAUUUGUUUCCACUUCCAUGGCCUCAUCAUUCAUUUGAUUCAACGUUUGAUUCUGCAACGGUUCUUCGCCGAUAAAUGCUCCAAAUUUAUAAUUAUGGGCGAAAGAUGGCGGGCAUUGUUUCCAGACGGAGCUGUCUUCAUCUGACUCAGUUAAACUUGCCUCUACUUUUUUAGCAACGAGUGGAAAAUGUUGUUGUAGAGUUUCCAAAUCUGUAUUUUCGUUGUCUGUCAAUUUAGUUAAGCUUUUGUCAUUGUUCAAAGUAAUUUUAAUGGCGGAAAACUUAUAAAGUUUGGCCUUCAUGCUUUCUGAAGUUUCAAGGUUAUCAAUGAUUAAUUGCAGAAAACGUUGGCUGUUUGCAGAGGGGUUUUGUAGGCAGACCUCUAACAAGGCUAAAUAGUCGAGUUCUACCUUAAGUUUCCAUUGUUUUUUCUCAAUAUUCUUUUUACUGCAGUUGCAAAGAAUAUAAUAAACCAAACAGGAAUGGUAAUGGGCCAGUAGUUUAUUUCUGAAGUUUUGUUCAAGUUUGUGAGCUCUCCUAACAAGGAAUGAAACAAAAUUUGAUAAGAACUGCUCAUUUGUUUUGUGCAAUGCUUUGAGAAGCGGGCUCAGCCACUGCCGAAGAUCUUUUGGUAACUCGAACAAAAUUUCUCUUGUUUUAAUUGCGGCAGAUUUAGGAAAUAUUCCUUGAAGGGUUUCAGUGGAAGGGAACAGCAAUCCUUGUUCUCCAAAUGACAAGUCCAGCAAUGAUUGCCUGGAAAAUG